Messenger RNA from Rhincodon typus (whale shark), 779 nucleotides. Its product is annotated as cilia- and flagella-associated protein 44-like. Gene Ontology annotation, molecular function: protein binding. The record is from RefSeq and is a predicted model, not a curated record. The transcript has 5 exons. Lineage: Eukaryota; Metazoa; Chordata; Chondrichthyes; Orectolobiformes; Rhincodontidae. The annotation marks the transcript as partial.
GCUGGUUAUGAUUCCGGAUAUCUUUACCAUUGUGAGUUCUCAGAUGAAGAGAGAAUUAAUGAGGAUGAUGUCAUUAAUAAGGAAGAACCAUUCGCUUUCUUGGCCAUUGAAGAUGCAAGUGAAAAUUCAAUCAGACAAAUGAUUUUCAAUUCGGAAAGAAGCCUUCUAUUUUGUGGGAUGGAAAAUGGAGCUAUUCGUAUCUAUCCUCUCUCAUUCAAUGAUUAUGAUCUGAAAUCCAUGCAAAUAUUCUGGAGCCUGAAUGCACAUGACAAUGAGUCUGGGCACAUCAAACGAAUCUGCAUUAGUUAUGAUGAUCAGUUUUUGGUGACGUGCGGAGCUGAUGGCAACAUCUUUGCCUUCAGUAUACUUCCUGAGGAGGACAUUGCUGAGUUGCUGAGAGGAAAACAAGCACAGGUGCCAUCUCCCAGGAGAGAUCUUGCAAUAGAGAAAAUAGCAGAUGACAUUGAUGAUCCAAAUGCCUACAGCCUUGAAAACGCUAAAAAGAAAGCAGAGUUGGAUCUGAUUAUGAAGCUGGCAGAGGAAAAGAAGGCAAAGAAAAGAUUGGAGCUGCGCGACCUGAGAGAUGAGUUUAGAGAACUUCAAAUAAAAAAUGCGGAACUACCUGAGCAUGUCCAGCUCAACAAAGAGGCUUUCGAGCUGGAUCGCCAGAUUCGAGAAGAGAUUGAGAAACAAAUUGCUGAUCGGAUUGAGUUAGUUUAUAAAGAAAUGGCAUGGGAACAGGAAAAGUACCGCAUUGGCCUUCAAAAACUUCAAGCCAG